AUGAGUGCGCCCCCAAAGGCUGAAGACUUACGAGGAUGGCUGAAGCGCAAGGGAGGACGUAUGAAGACUUGGUCCCGUCGUUGGUGCGUCCUGACAGACAAGUUCCUGUUCAUAUUUCUGCGGGAAGAUGAUCGGAGAAGUCAGGACUGUAUAACCCUCAGUGGGCAGCUCAUCGUGGAGCCACCUGCUGAUCCUGCAGAUACUUGCCGUGGUUAUUUUGACAUUGUCACUGAGUAUGGCAGAGGAAUCACAGAGACACUCUCGUUAUGUGCAGAAACAGAGGAAGACAAGAAUGUCUGGAUGAGAGCGUUGAAGAGAGCAUUAUAUGCAGACAAGGGAGGAGCCUUGUUCUGCCAGUCCCUUGAAGAAAUCUUGUACUGGGAGCGUCUUGCCGGUCGACAUAUACCAUACAUUGUCGAUGAAUGUGUUGAGUAUCUGUACAAAUAUGGGCUGGAUGUCGAGGGCAUAUUUAGAUUACCUGGACGCCAGUCAGCAGCUAAAGAUAUCAUCAGCAGAUUUGAGCGUGGACAGAAGAUCACAUUUGAGGAGGAAGGCACCGAUGUUCACGUGGUUGCAUCCGUUCUGAAAGCAUUUCUGAGAAGUCUUCCAGAUUCUCUCAUUCCUUGUCACUUAUUUCAGAAGUUCAUGAACAUUGCUUUGCGUUUCACUGAAGCAAAAGAUGAAAUUUCCAGAAACAUUUCUGUACAGGAGUUAGCAGACGCAUUGAAACUUCUUUCAAAGGACAGUUACACCAUAUUGAAAUACAUAUGCCGAUUCCUUCAAGUGGUUGGACAACAUGAACCAACCAAUAAAAUGUCCAUGAUGAGUCUCGGAACUGUGUUCAGUUAUAAUAUUCUUCGCCAUAUUGACAAGGAGAACAACUACCUGUUUCUCCUGACAGCAGAUCUUGGCCAGAACCUUGUCUACAUGCUGCUGAAAUAUUAUGCACAGGUCUUUUCACAAGAGCACAGGGACAAGGAAGAAUCAGAACAUGAACACUGUGGUAAAGACCUGUUGCGCAUGUCAAAUCCAGUUGAUACUCCUGUGAUUUUACCAAGCAUCUGUUCAUCUCUGUGUACUGAUCAAGCACUCCAAAGUACUGAAGUAUCCCGACGGGAAAACACAGGAUCAUAUGAGGUGUGCAAAAUCAGUGAUGAUAACAUGUGGCCUUCUGGGAAAGAUAAAACAGUUGAUGAGCUUGAUGAAGGUGCUGCAGGCAAAACAUGUUUGUCUAUCCUUGGAUCAAAAAGCCAACAUUUGGAAAGAAAAAGUCUGCAUUUAAAUUUGCUGAGCAUUGAAGGAACUAGUCUCACAGAGCAUGGGAUUGCACGUUCUCACAGCAGUUCAUCUCUGAGAGAAGUUUGUUCAGUCUCUCCAAGGAGGUUGAAGUCUAGAAUAGCCAGAAAUAGAUACUUAAGUGACAGAAGAAUACUUGGACCUAUAACCUUGGAUGCAGAUGAUUGGUUGCCUCGAGAUAGGCACUCUCCUGGCGGUGUCAACUCUGAGGAUGUUGUUAUUGCCCUUGCUCAAGCUCAGGCUUCUCCACAAACGCUUGAUUCACCUGGCUCUCAUAUCCCACGUGUUCAUUCUUGUCAUUCAUUCAGCUUAGACAUUGACCGUUCAUUUGAUAAUUCAGGACAAGUACUGGAUGAAUCUCCAGUUUUUGAACCAGAAGAAAAGGCAGGUCAAGUUUCAGGCAUUUCUGACCUUUUGAAGCAGGUAACCACACUUAGGGAAGAAUUAUCCCAGCAAAGAGAUAAUCACAGAGUUCAGAUUGCUGUCUUGAAAGCUCAGCUCAGCGAGAUGAUAGAGAAAUAUGAACAUAAGAUAGAAACAGUUCAGAAAAAUUACAAGUCACAAAUUAAAGAGCUGGAAAACAAGCUGUCAGAGGAGAAGAAAUCCUGUGCAGCCAUAAUUGCCGAAUCAGCAGAACUGCAAGAAAAGAUGAAGAAAUAUCAGAUGCUAUAUGGGGAGCUGUCGUGA
Molecule: messenger RNA, 1983 nt
Organism: Candidula unifasciata
Lineage: Eukaryota; Metazoa; Mollusca; Gastropoda; Stylommatophora; Geomitridae
Source: the annotation of a GenBank genome assembly